This is a messenger RNA of Camellia sinensis, 829 nucleotides long. Lineage: Eukaryota; Viridiplantae; Streptophyta; Magnoliopsida; Ericales; Theaceae. The record is from RefSeq and is a predicted model, not a curated record.
UGUUGGCGAAAGUACCUUUUCUGCGACUAAUAUGGUCUUUUGGUCGCCAAAAGUUUGGGAGGGAAAUUUGAUUUUUAUAGAGGCGGGAAUUGAAAAUUUUUGACGACAAAAAAAUUUGGUCGCCAUUACUAAAACGACGUCGUUUUAAAAGUACGCAUUCACCUUCACAUGCUCUCUCUCUCUCUCUCAUUUCCUUUUGUUUGCAUCGCUCUCCUACUACUGAUUACCCCAACCCACUCCAUCCACCAGCUCCAGCUAUGAAAAAGCAUAUACAUACACUUUCAAAACCCAUAUCAUAAAUUUCUAGGGUUUGAAUUUUCAAAUGCAAAUCCAUUCUUCUUCUUCUUCUUCUUCUUCUUCUUCUUCUUCUUCUUCUUCAUGGAUCAGAGAGAGAGAGAUAGUGUGAUAAAUUGAAAUUGAUAAUGCCAAGGCAGAAUCGGGUUGUGGAGGGUUUGAUUCCCGGAUCCUGCAAGAUCCGAAAGAGGGGUUGCUCUUCGUCUUCGUCCUCUGUGUUGCAGAAUUACCAAUUCAAGCGGGCCAUUUUGGUGGGUAAGCCUCCGGGGUCCAAAUCGAGCACUCCGGUUCCGUCUUGGAGGACGACGGCAGCGGCUUCGGAUUCUCGCAAGUACGCGCCGUCGCAGAGCGGUGGUGGGAGGUCGAGGCCGGUGUCUGCGAGGAAGCUGGGAUUUCGACGUUUCUUCAUGCUUGCGAGGGCGAUGCAGUGACUAAGCUCACCAAUGAGAAAAUACCUUACUUUGAUGCUCCAAUUUAUCUUCAAAACAAGACCCAGAUUGGCAAAGUUGAAGAAAUUCUUGGUCCCAUCAAUGAA